AAAAAAAAAAAACUCCCAUAUUCUUUUCUCUGCAAAUGCCAAACAAACCCUAAUUUAAAAAAAAAUCUUCAACUUCUCCGCCGUUUCUACCACCGUCAAUGUGGCGGCCGUGGCGUAAAUCGUCGGUUAAGAUUCACGACACAUACUCUCCCACCACCGCUUCCUUCAAAGACAUCCACCAUCUCUGCUCCGACGAUUUUUCACCUUCUUCUUUCCCUUCCUCUCCUUGUCCUUCUCCCAGAAACGCUUCUAGAGUCUUCCACCGAGUCUGCGCAGCUAAUUUAAUCCUCAAAUCCUGGCCAACUCGUCAUUCUAACCCCCUCCUCCGCGCUGAUUCCGAACCUAUACGCCGGAAUCCAAAUCCGGAAUCAGCAAAACCAAAACCCGAGCCAGAUGUACGGAUUUCAAUCCCAGGAGCGGAGAGCAGCAUCGUCGUCUACUUCACAAGCCUCCGCGUGGUUCGUCCAACGUUCGAAGCCUGCAAAUCCGUUACAUCGAUCCUCCAUAGCUUCCCCGUACGAAUCGACGAACGAGAUCUCUCAAUGGACGCGUCUUUCUCAACAGAGCUACAACGGAUCUUCGCCAAAGAAGAGAACCAGAACGAGAACGAGAAGAAUACAACGCCGAAGCUUCCGCGAGUGUUCAUCGGCGGACGGUACAUCGGAGGAGAGGAAGAGGUGAUAAAGCUACACGAGAUCGGAGAGCUGAAGAAGCUGGUACAAGAGUUGCCGAAGAUAGAACGAGGGGUAUGCGAGAUGUGCGGUGGUCAUAGAUUCGUACCGUGUAAGGAUUGUCACGGUAGCCAUAAGGUUCAUAAUGAGAAAUUAGGAGGAGGGUUCAGAACUUGCUUAGCCUGUAACGAGAAUGGUCUCGUCAGGUGUUCAUCUUGUUCCUUUUCCACCACCACAUCUCCUCCACCCUAAUUCCUUAGUUUUUUUUUUCGUUUCUUUAAAAUUAAUUUACUACUACACGAAAAAUUGGAAUAAUUAAAAAUAUUUUGUUAUUUUAAUCUAAUUUUUCAGAAGUUUCCAAUUUGUAUAAUUCGGAAUGGAAAGAGUUAGUAGCAGCUUCA
Messenger RNA from Camelina sativa (false flax), 1072 nucleotides. RefSeq lists its product as uncharacterized. Lineage: Eukaryota; Viridiplantae; Streptophyta; Magnoliopsida; Brassicales; Brassicaceae. The record is from RefSeq and is a predicted model, not a curated record.